This is a messenger RNA of Eruca vesicaria subsp. sativa (arugula), 1779 nucleotides long. NCBI's taxonomy places the organism in Eukaryota, Viridiplantae, Streptophyta, Magnoliopsida, Brassicales, Brassicaceae. The record is from the annotation of a GenBank genome assembly.
UGAAACCAACUCGAGUUGUUGCAAUUCUCAUCACAGUAUGUCGACCGGAAAAGCACCGGAGAAGUCUAGUUUUUCUCGGAGAUGUAGUUUGCUCAGCCGCUACUUGAAGGAGAAGGGUAGUUUCGGGAAUAUUGAUAUUGGUUUGGCUCGAAAACUCGAUCUUGAACUCGCCGGAAAAUCUGAUCUUAGAGGACAACAAAAUGGAAUAAAGAAGGCAGACAUUUCUGAAACUAGAACCUUCGAUCUGACUCAGAAGGUUUCAGUAGGUGACGACUUUAUUUCUUCCGGAGGCAAAUCCAGAUAUGUAGAUCUAACUCUAAGUGAACCAGCAAGUGUAGUACCGGAGCCUGGAAACUCCCAGCUGACCAUAUUCUUCCGCGGGAAGGUUAUGGUUUACAAUGAGUUUCCUGAAGACAAAGCAAAAGAGAUAAUGGAAGCAGCCAAAAAAGCAAGCCAUGUUGUUGCUGUUGAUUCAAAGAAAACUCAGAAUCUAGACAUGAACGUGUGCAACAAAAGCAACGUUGUGAUUCCUGAUCUGAACGAGCCAACUAGUUCCGGGACCAACAACGAUGAUCAUGGAACAGGAGAGCAAAACCAAGUCGUGGAACGCAUUGCAAGAAGAGCCUCUCUUCAUCGAUUCUUUGCUAAACGAAAAGACAGGGCUGUGGCUAGAGCUCCUUAUCAGGUGAAUCAAAACUGUGGUCAUCUUCCUCCCAAGCCACAAAAGGUUGGUCCAUCAGUAGAGCCAGGACAACCUUCGACUCCCUCAAAACCAAAGAGACAUAACGAUGUGUCGAUGGAAGUGGAUGGAGAAGGAAGGUGUUCAAAAGAUCUUGAACUCAAGCUUUAGGACAUAAAAAUUCAUCAGUUCAUGUUUGGAGUUUGACUUAUUUAGGAUUUGAAGCCGCAUAAUAAAUGUUAAGAUUCUUUGAAGUUGUAUUACCUAGUUAUACUUUUUUCUAUAUAGAAUUAUAUCAUAUAUAUAGUACAUGUAUACUCAUUUCUCAAUCUAGUUUAGAUUCUUAUGUGCCCGAAGAUAUUGGAAUGUAUUCCAAAAAAACAUUAUAGAACCUCGUCUCAAGCUGCUGAAGUGACUGUACAACUAUUUGGAUUCAAGCAACCUCCUACGUGGUAGUUCCAGAACUUUAUCGUCUCAUCUCAAGCAGAUCCGGUCCUUGUUUUGUUAAGGCUACAAGUCAAAAAUAAUAAUAUGGCUGGUUAGGUUUAAACUCACCUAUAACAAGAGAAAGAAUCACUUGACCACUGGACUAAAGUUACCUUUUUAGAAUUUUGUGGCCGAUAUUUCUCUUAAUAAUAUUAAGGCCGGAAGUCCUUGCUUCAUUGGCUUCUAGCAAGGGCCGGCUCUGAUCUCAAGCCUGAGCAGCCACUGCAUGGCCGAAUUUGAGGACACAACAAAACGAUCCCAUAUGUGUAUCAAAUUGUCGUUGCUUGACUAGCUGAUUUCCAAAUCCUGACAACUCUGAGCACACAAAUCUCUCCAGUGUGACCCAUGUAAGUUCCAACAACAUGUGACCUUAUCCGGAUAUUAUUACAAUCUGUCCAUCCAUAUCCUUUCUGUUAUCAAAAUGUGAUUGUUCCAUGCCAUUUUUUUUUUUUUUGAAAACUGGCCUAUCCAUGCCAAUUAUCCAACUCUAGACUGAUGGUGAUGGACAGUUGGACACUCCUCCAAUGUUCUAAGUUGACGGUUGGAUGCAAAGUCCCAUAUUUGGACUUGAGAGUCGUUCAGCCAAACUACAACAUGACAGCAUCAAGUAUUCA